Raphanus sativus (radish) is the source of this 362-nucleotide messenger RNA. RefSeq names its product myrosinase-like. The record is from RefSeq and is a predicted model, not a curated record. NCBI's taxonomy places the organism in Eukaryota, Viridiplantae, Streptophyta, Magnoliopsida, Brassicales, Brassicaceae. Gene Ontology annotation, biological process: carbohydrate metabolic process. The annotation marks the transcript as partial. The transcript is spliced from 5 exons. Gene Ontology annotation, molecular function: beta-glucosidase activity.
CAUGAAGCUUCUUGGGCUCGCUUUAGUUUUUCUAUUAGCUGCUGCGAGUUGUAAAGCUGAUGAAGAAAUUACUUGCGAAGAGAACGAACCAUUCCCAUGUAGUAAUAACACUAGAUCAAAAAAAAAAGAUUUCAUCUUUGGUGUUGCAUCUUCUGCUUGCCAGAUCGAAGGAGGGAGAGGUCGCGGUGUUAAUCUUUGGGAUGGCUUCAGUCACCAAUAUCCAGAGAAAGCUGGGUCAGAUUUGAAGAAUGGAGACACUACUUGUCAGUCAUAUACGAGAUGGCAGAAAGAUGUAGACGUGAUGGGCGAACUCAAUGCUACUGGCUACAGAUUCUCCUUUGCGUGGUCAAGAAUCAUUCCAA